GCAACCACCGGCAUAGUUAACUUUGAAAGUAAGUUCAAGCAAAUCAAAGCGUUGAAUAAGCGCUCCCAGUAGUAUAUUAUACAAAAGCUAAAGAAGCUAACGUUGUUAAGUUAUCGCAUAUUAGAUACCAUUUGUGAAAACAAAGGAACAUCACAUCAAAUUUAGAAUGGCGAGUCUACCAUUGCUCUUGAGUGUGGCUGACAAUUUUAACCAUCUGACACCGGUAUUCCACAGCCGCUUGCCUGCGAUCAACACUUUGCCCAGUGGCCAAUUUGGGAUAUUUGAAAGAGAUCUGCCUAUGGCCUCGGUGGGAAAAGAUGGAUUUCAAGCCAGUAUGGGUGUGCAGCUAUUUAAGCCAAAUGAGCUGAGCGUUAAAGUGGUUGACAACCACAUCGUUGUAGAGGGUAAACAUGAGGAGCGAGCAGAUGACCAUGGGUAUAUAUCUCGUCAUUUUAUGCGUCGCUAUACACUGCCUAAAGGCUUUGAUGCAGAUCAAGUAGUUUCAUCACUGUCAUCGGAUGGCUUGUUAACAGUCAGUGUACCAAAACCUGCCAUAGAAAAGUCCAACGAACGAGUCAUCCAAAUUCAACAAACUGGACCAGCACACUUGAACGUGAAGGAGAAUCCAAAGGAGAACCCAAAAAAAUAAAAACCAAAUGUAUAGAAUAGUUACAUAUAGCAGCGUCUCGUCGAAUUAAUUCGUCAACUCAUACAAUUUUUAUUAAAUAUGUAUGUAGCUGUAGAA
Messenger RNA from Rhagoletis zephyria (snowberry fruit fly), 745 nucleotides. RefSeq names its product heat shock protein 23-like. NCBI's taxonomy places the organism in Eukaryota, Metazoa, Arthropoda, Insecta, Diptera, Tephritidae. Gene Ontology annotation, cellular component: cytoplasm; nucleus. Gene Ontology annotation, biological process: protein refolding; response to heat. The record is from RefSeq and is a predicted model, not a curated record.